AUGGCUUCUCAGUUCGCCAUCCUUGCCAUUGUUGCGCUUGUCGCCCUCCCGUCGGUCUCCUUGGCGACGCAGUGGACCGUUGGAGACGAUAACGGCUGGACCAUUUACUACAAUUACACGGAUUGGGCUAAGGACAAAGUGUUUCGAGUCGGAGAUAGUCUAUUGUUCAACUACCAAGCGGGCUACCACAAUGUGUUCAAAGUGAACCUGACUGACUUCCAAGCGUGCAACAUCCCGCCGGCGUAUGAGGCCUUGGCAACUGGCCAUGAUGUCAUCCCUCUUAUGACUCCCGGAGUCAAGUGGUACAUCUGCGGGAUCGGCCAGCACUGCGCCAAUUUCAACCAGAAGCUCAGGAUCACCGUUGUGGACAACACUGAAGGUCCAGCUCUGCCACCGGCCGCUCCCACGCCGAGUGACUCCCGCGCCAAGUGA
Messenger RNA from Syzygium oleosum, 432 nucleotides. RefSeq names its product blue copper protein 1a-like. The coding region runs from base 1 to 432 and encodes 143 amino acids. Gene Ontology annotation, molecular function: electron transfer activity. Gene Ontology annotation, cellular component: plasma membrane. The record is from RefSeq and is a predicted model, not a curated record. NCBI's taxonomy places the organism in Eukaryota, Viridiplantae, Streptophyta, Magnoliopsida, Myrtales, Myrtaceae. The transcript has 2 exons.